AUGGCCGCUUCGUCCCCCGAGGCCGCCACAGCCACGUCGAGGACCACCGCCGGAGGGAGCGCGCUCCCAGGCCCUCCUCCGCCAACGCCGUCGAACCACCACGCGGCGCCGUCGUCCGCGGCCGCUGGGGGCACCACGGACGCCUCGCUCUCUGCUUUCCUGCACCGCCUCCUCUUGUCGCCGGCGCCACAGCUACGGUCUCCACUCGCGGCUCGGUCGCAGGCGUCGCCCUCGCUUCCGCCUCUGGUCUCGCUCGAGUCCCCCGAUCAGCGCGCGCUCCGCGACGCCGCCGACGUGGGCUACUUCCACCUCGCCGGCCACGGCCUCCCUUCCGAGCUACCGUCCUCCGCGCUCGCCGAGCUGUCUCAAAUCGACGCGUCCACGCGCCUGGAGUCGAAUCUCCGCACGCUCGGCUUCUCCGAGGAGGAGGAGGGGGGAGUGCAGGAUGUGGACGGUGGCGCCGACGAUCCCGCCGUGGUGUUCGACGCCUGCGAGGGGGACAUGGACAUGGACGCGCUCCCGGCUGCGGCGGAGUACGCGCGGCGGAUGAGGGACGUGGGCAUGCGGGUCGUGGCGCUUCUCUCAGGGUGCCCCGACACGGGUUUCCGGGAGGAUCCCUUCGCGGAGGGGAGGAGGAAGCCGCGGUGCCUGCUGUGGGCAUCCCGGGUCUCCACCGCCGAUACGGCACCUCCGGCCGUCGGGAAGGCGAAGGCGUACCCGUACGUCGUGGCGCUUCACUGCCAGUGGGAGGCGUCCGGGCAGGAAGAGGCACCGCUGAGCUGGGUCAUGAACGACGGCGGCGAGUGGACGGCAGUGGGCGCCCGCGACAGCGCGAUCCUUGUCGCCAUCGGCGACAUUGCCCAGGUGUGGAGCAAUGCCAAGUUGAAGAAAGUGAGAGGGAUGGCUCGCCCCACAACCGCCGCACCCGUGGAGACGCAGCAUGGCGAGACUGACCGUCUGUCGCUGACGGUCCUGAUCACUCUGUCUUUGGACAACAUCGUCUCGCCCCUGGUCCCGCUCUCCAAUGCGGCUGGAGAAGGCCGCGAGGACGAGGCAAAUGGUGCCGGAGCCGACGACGAGGAUGGAUGGAGGUUUCACUCUUUCCUACUGGAGGACUAUGCGUGGAGGGUGUAUAACCCGCAGCUUCAGUUCAAGGAUCCAUUGAUCCGGUAUCGGAUAUGA
Miscanthus lutarioriparius is the source of this 1182-nucleotide messenger RNA. NCBI's taxonomy places the organism in Eukaryota, Viridiplantae, Streptophyta, Magnoliopsida, Poales, Poaceae. The record is from the annotation of a GenBank genome assembly.